Messenger RNA from Heterotrigona itama, 3635 nucleotides. Lineage: Eukaryota; Metazoa; Arthropoda; Insecta; Hymenoptera; Apidae. The record is from the annotation of a GenBank genome assembly.
CCGAUGCAUCGUUGUUGAAAUACCAAUUCUCUGAAUCCAAAUUUUAAUUUCAAUUUGGCGUUACGGCAACCGAUUGCAUGCAGAGCCCCGAAUUAAGAUCUGCGACGAGUUUCGUAUAGAUCGGAUAGCUUGUGUAUCGGUUAAGAUACGAGAUACGUUGAACGAUAUAUCCGGCUUUAUUCAAUCACAACAAUGGAGUCGAAACGUUGUCAGACGCUUCGAAACGUGAUGUAACGUUAUGUGUAUAACGUCGGAACGUAUUGAUACCGGCGUUAGGACAUUGUCAGUUUCCCCAUGCGAUCAUCAUGAACGCUGUUUAUGUCUGAUCGGCUGACAGCUGUUCAAGACUUCAGUGUGAUGUGCACUGGAUUGUUUUUACGAGCAUCGACGUAUCUUCUGAUCAUGUAAGGUUUCCCAAGCGAUCAACGAUGAAGCUACUGCGUGGUUACAACGCAUCGGAACGUGAAAGUGCAACAGCGUAAUCCUCUCGUACAUUUUGAAUGUAUUUCUCUAUCACUUUCAAGUGCAAAGUUACAGAACAGUUCGCGGUAUAAUGGCAGCUCACAAGACAGGCGGGCAAAGUGCUCGAAAAAAAGUGCAGGUAUCUAUGGUUAUAAGAGAUGAGGUGGAAAAGAAACAUAGAGCUGGAGUCAAUUCAUUGCAAUAUGAUCCAGCUUUGCACAGGCUUUACUCUGCGGGUAGAGACAGCAUUAUAAGGAUAUGGAAUUGCAAAAAUAUGAAGGACCCAUAUAUUCAAUCAAUGGAGCAUCAUACAGAUUGGGUCAAUGAUAUAGUAUUAUGUUGCGUAAUAUCGGCCAGUUCUGACACGACAGUGAAAGUAUGGAAUGCACAUAAAGGUUUCUGCAUGUCUACAUUAAGGACACAUAAGGAUUAUGUAAAAGCUCUAGCAUAUGCAAAAGAUAAAGAGCAAGUUGCUAGUGCAGGUUUAGAUAAAUUAAUUUUUCUGUGGGAUGUGAAUACAUUAACUGCUCUUACAGCGAGCAACAAUACAGUAACAACAUCAUCUCUUAGUGGAAAUAAAGACUCUAUAUAUAGCCUUGCCAUGAAUCAGAUUGGAACAAUUAUAGUGAGUGGUAGUACAGAAAAAGUUUUAAGGGUAUGGGACCCAAGGAACUGUACUAAGCUAAUGAAACUUCGUGGUCAUAUGGAUAAUAUUAAAGCUUUAGUACUAAACAGAGAUGGCACUCAAUGUUUGUCAGCCAGUUCUGAUGGAACAAUUAAACUUUGGUCAUUAGGACAACAAAGAUGUAUCCAAACUUACAGAGUACAUAAGGAAGGUGUCUGGGCAUUGUUGGCAACAGAUACUUUCAGUCAUGUAAUAUCAGGAGGCAGAGACAAAAGGGUUGUAAUGACUGAAUUAUCAUGUUAUCCUGAAAGAUACACAGUUAUUUGUGAAGAAAAAGCGCCUGUGUUAAAAAUGGUCAUGACACCUGAUCAGUCCAGUAUUUGGGUAGCAACUAGCGAAUCUACUAUAAAUAAUUGGUCUAUAAGUCAAAAGGAUUGGCAAGAAUUAGGAAUUGAAGAUUAUUGUGACUCUGCUAGUGGGGUAACCCCUAAUGUAAGAAAUACAGAGCCUGCACAAAAGAUAUUGGGUGGUCCAGCGAUACGGCACUGUCACGUUUUAAAUGAUAGAAGACAUGUUUUAACAAAAGAUACAGAAGAAAAUGUAGCUUUGUAUGAUGUAUUAAAGGCACGAAAAGUUGAAGAUUUAGGAAAAGUAGAUUUUGAACAAGAAAUAAAAAAAAGGAAUAAAAUGGUGUAUGUUCCAAACUGGUUUAGUGUAGAUCUUAAAACUGGGAUGUUGACCAUCCAUUUAGGGCAAGAUGAAAAUGAUUGUUUUUCUGCAUGGGUUUCUGCAAAAGAAACUGGUCUUGCAGAAAAUGAUGCAGUGGAUCAAAAAGUGAAUUAUGGAAAUCUUUUACUGCAAGCAUUAUUGGAACAUUGGUGGAGGCCAUUACACGUUGAUGAUGAAAAUGAAGGUAACAGUAACGACGGUAAUGGUUCUAUACAUACCAGAGGAGGAAAUCUGUAUUUCUCAGUACCAACUCAUACACCUGUUAUAUUCAGUGAAGUAGGAGGCAGACCUUUGUAUAGAUUGUUAGUUAGAGAUGCUGCUGGAGAAAUGGAAGGAGUGCUAUUAAAUGAAACUGUACCAGCGUGGGUAGUUAAUAUUGUUGUGGAUAAAAAUCUCCCACAAUUCAUAAAAAUAUCAUUUUAUCUUCUUCCACAUGCUACAUCUGGCGUCAAAAGUUUAAAAAAGGAUCGCUUAAUCGCAAACGAUUUUAUACAAAUUCGUAAAGUAGCAGAACAUGUUUGUGAUAAAGUGCUUGGUGCCGGAAGUGAUUCAGGAUCGGUAGCAGGUGCUGGAAAUACAGUUUCUGGAGGAUCUCCAGCAGGAGAUAGAACAAAUACGGAUUCAAACGCUGAUAAUUCUUCGCUGGCCGAAGAAAAAGUAGAAUUGUUAUGUAAUGAUCAAGUUUUAGAUCCUUCUAUGGAUUUAAGAACCAAUAACGGAAGAUAUGUGGUCUAGUUGCAGAGUAUGGCAUCUUACAUUACCUUCACUUCAUGAAAUGUUCAAUCGAAUUUCAGUGGAUGUUUCAUUAGAUGCUGCAACUGAAGACGAGUAAAAACCAGGUUAUAUAUAGAAUAUUUAAAAUUAAAUGAAUGAAAGGCAAUAAUGUGUUGGAGUAUUAAUAUAAAUUGCUCAUAUUUGCAUAUUAAUAUCCUGAGGCCAAAUUCAAUAUAAUUUCAAUUUAGUCUGCUUCUAAAAGCAUACAUUUUUUGUACUAGUACGAAGUAUUAAAUAUUUGAUGUCAGCCAUUUAUAGUCUUCCCACUUCAAUAAUACGAACAAGGAAAGUUAAGCACAAAAAGUAAGGGAUAAAGUAUAUGGCCCAGGAAAUUAUAUAUGUACUUUUAAAUAUUAUAUUCUUGAUAUACUUCUCAAUCUUUUCUUUAUUAAUUCUAUAUAGUUAUUUUUUAUAAUUUAUAAAUUAUUACUUUAUUUAAACAAACAAUUUAAUCCAACAAACGAAGAAAGAUACAUACUUAUUAGCAGUACUCCACACAUCUGCCUUGUUAUUUAAAAAAACCAAAAAGAAACUAUAAAAGGAAGAGGAAAAUGUCAAUUUACUAUUAAUCAAAUUAAAAUUGAACAGCCAAAUUAACGAUUCAAUAUUUCCUAUUAAUAAUAUAGGAAAUAACAGUGUAUGUCUUCAGUAUAGUAAGAUCAAAUUCUGUCUUUAAUGGAACUUCCAAUAAUUAAAUUUUUAUCACAGAUAUAUAAUGAUGUUUCAUGUGAGAGAAGAAAGUAUAAAUUCAUUAUAGUUGUCGAUUAAAAAAAUAUAAUUGGCAGAAUUUGACCUUAGGAGACAACUAUAAUAGAUAAAAAAAAAAAACAAAAAGUGUGUAGUUAAUCAUACGUUAAAAUAUUUACUCUACUAGAAUUCUACAAAUUGUACAUACAAAUACGAUUGUAAGUAACGUCCCUUAACCAUGGUGAUGGGCUGUAUACAUAAAAUCGAAGCAGAUGUAUCAAAAAUGGAAGCCUUUGCACCAAUUUCAUUAAAUUGGGAUAAAUGCUUGACUUUUCUAAAAAAAAAAAAAAGUGGGGAU